UGAUCACGAUAUCAUUGAGGCGAUGCUCUUCCUGGCGUUUCGUCGCGCGUGAACGCGGCUACGACCCCGUCUUCACUACAACCACCAUCCCGGCACCCCCUGCUCGACGCGAGCAAGGAUGAGCUUGGACAAGAACCUCUUCACGCUGCUGUUUCGACAGCGCGACGACGAUCCAGCCUCCGUCGAUCUCGUCGAUCCCGCAGGAACUGUGCAUUAUCAGAAACGCCUGGCGGCAGGCCCUGUGUAUAGAGCGGAAGUAACUGACCCUCUGACCCAGUCUUUGCUGGCAAGCGCGACAGCUCCGGCAGCGUUGAAUAAGGCCAAGACCCUCGAGCUGUACAACCCUAAUAGUGUCGUCGAGCUCAAGCAUACUGGCCUCCUAACCUUCAAAUGGACCUUCAAGUGGGGCGAGCAUGAAUUCGAGUGGAAGCGCGAAGCAUGUUAUCUCAUCCGCAAGCCUGACCCCGCUGUCAUGGUCGCGAUCACCAAGGAGCCUACAGGCAAGAUUCAGACCACGUCCGUCCAAAUACUGGACUACAAUCUUAACCGAUUCGACAUCGACGACCGCAAGGGUCUCGAGCUGGUCAUCCUUACAGCCCUUCUCACUUUCCAAGACUACAACAUCGCCGCGAAGGCGCCCAAAGGAUCGACGUCUGCAACCGCAACGCCUUCGCGCACGAACUCCGCAGAUGCUCUCCUUGCACCACCCCCAGUCACUAAUGUUGCUAUUGCUACACCCCUGCCCCCUGCACCAUCUACGUCAAAGGAAGCGAUCCCUGCGACACCGCCUGUUCGCGAACCGGUGGCCGAUCCAGCUCCAGAGUACUCUCCUCCGGUCCCACCAAGGAACCAGCCUCGCUCUCGCUCUCCCGCUUAUGCCGCUGCCGCCGCACGAGCACCUCGACGGUCGCGCUCACCUGACCGCACUCGUCUGGCCCCGCCUGCCCUGCCUCCGAGGGCCGAAAGUUCGCCAGGUCCUCAACGACGUUCACCAGCUCCGCAACGACAGUCACCACCACGCCAACGCUCACCUAGUCCGGCGCAUUUCGUUGAUGUCCCUCCGCCAUCGGCGAUCAACCGAGUGGCCGAAGCCGAGCGCGAGCGAGCACUGUUCAGUGUUGUGCGCGUGGGAGACGACAUGAACGUGAAGAGUUAUUCCCAAUUCUGCUGUAACCUUCUGAAGGACGACACCCUCAUGUACAUCACAGUCAAGUCCAGCAUUGCCAAGCACGUCGACAAAACCAUGAAGGUCGCCGAAAAGGUCAACAAAGAUUACCGCAAGGUAGUCAAGAAAGACUCUGCCGACCUGCACCAGUACGUCUCGUGGGACUUCCCCGCCGCCGAGGACGACAAGAAGGGUAAGAAGAAGAAAAGCAAGAAGGGCACGCCGCCGACGGGGGUCAUUGUGCACCUCAGCAAGAAAGCGAUGCCGGAGCUGGAGCCGAAGCUGUCGACGCCGUCGGCGGAGGAUGUGCCGUCAGCGGCGUCGUCACCUGCAAUUCUGACACCCUCACGUCCGGCGGGACAUGGCCGCUAUGCAUCCGAGCCUCCACCUAAGCAUCCUGCAAAGGAGGUGUCCAAGAAGACUGGGAAGAAGGCAUCCACCCCAGAGGUCCAAGUGUCGUCGCCUUCCUCCUCCGACCCUCUCGCGCCAGUACGCGGAAGACAGCGGGGCAAGUCCCAAGACUCGCCAUCAACCCUAAAGAUACCAAUCAUGCCUCGGCAACCGUCAUCGGGACGCCUGGACAUCCCAGGACCUUCGCGCUCUCCUCAUCACUCGUCUCCUUCCACCCCUCGCUCCGCUUCGCCCUCGCGACACCAGCGUUCGGCUUCAGCGACGCCUUCGCCGGGUGAGGUGUCGGGGUCGAGCGGCGGUGGGCAGAGUCAGACCCUCUCGCGACUGGACCCGAUCAGCAAUCCUUUCUUACGACCGAGGGCGGCCACUGCCACGGCGGAGACGAAUGCGCAGAAUAGGCAGACGUGGUUUGGGAGUUUCUUCGGGAGGAGCGCGGUCCGUGCAGGGUAAAGAUGUACGGUCGAGCUCCGAGCGUCGCCCAAUGAGAAGGUUUGAAGGAAACAACACGGACUCACCAUGGACCUGGAAGAUGGAUUACUUAUUCGCACGAUCUUUACGUGCUACUGUUGAUUCAUGGACUUUUAGAUAUGCUGGUUGUGCUCGGUAUACAGAAUGCGAGCGCUUAUGUCUACGAUUGCUACAGCUGCUUUCAGUGGCCUUUCGGAUGCUCAUGUGCGGUAGUACAGUAUGAUCACGGUUCCUACUUAGACGCGAUCGGCGCAAGCUGAUCUUGCCCGACA
This is a messenger RNA of Schizophyllum commune H4-8, 2316 nucleotides long. RefSeq lists its product as uncharacterized. The transcript has 7 exons. Bases 119 to 2026 code for a protein of 635 amino acids. The record is from RefSeq and is a predicted model, not a curated record. NCBI's taxonomy places the organism in Eukaryota, Fungi, Basidiomycota, Agaricomycetes, Agaricales, Schizophyllaceae.